AUGAGCCGCCGCGACCGCGACCCCCGGGCGUCGCCGCCCCUCACCGCGGCCCCGGGGCGGUUGGCGGCGGCGGCGGCGGCGCGGGGCGCGGAGCGGGAGGAACUGGCGGCGCUGAACGAUCGUUUCGCCGCUUUCCUGGAGCGGGUGCGGGCGCUGGAGCGGCAGAACGGGACCCUCCGCGCCGCCCUGGGCCGCGCCGCCGCCGCCACCGGGCCCCGCACCGGGCUGGUGCAGGGGGAGCUGCGGGGGCUGCGGGAGCGGCUGGAGCGCCUCGGCCGCGACCGGGACCGGCUCCAGGCCGAGCGGGACGGGCUCGCCACCGACCUGGCGGCCCUGCGGCAGCGGCUGGAAGAUGAGACACAGAAGCGCGAGGAUGCAGAGAAGACCCUGGUGCUGUUCCGCAAGGACUUGGACCACGCCACGCUGUCCCGCCUGGAGCUGGAGCGCAGGGUCGAGCUGCUCAUGGACGAGAUCGGCUUCCUCAAGAAGCUGCACGAGGAGGAGCUGCGGGACCUGGAGGUGAGCGCCCCGAGCCCGGCGGGGCCGGCGGAGGUGGAGGUUUGCAAACCGGAGCUGACGGCGGCGCUGCGAGAGAUCCGCACCCAGUACGAGAGCAUCGCCGUCAAGAACCUGCAGGAGGCCGAGGAGUGGUACAAGUCGAAGUUCGCCGACCUGUCGGACGCGGCCAACCGCAACCACGAGGCCCUGCGCCUGGCCAAGCAGGAGAUGAACGAGUCCCGGCGGCACAUCCAGAGCCUGACCUGCGAGGUGGACGGGCUGAAGGGCAUGAACGAGGCGCUGCAGCGGCAGAUGCGGGAGAUGGAGGACGAGUUCGGGGAGGAGAUCGGGAACUACCAGGACGCGGUGGGGCGGCUGGAGCAGGAGAUCCAGCAGAUGAAGGAGGAGAUGGCGCGGCACCUGCGCGAGUACCAGGACCUGCUCAACGUCAAGAUGGCCCUGGACAUCGAGAUCGCCACGUACCGCAAGCUGCUGGAGGGCGAGGAGAGCAGGAUCACUGUCCCCCUGCACCCAACCACCUCCUUCAGCGUGAGAAGCUCAGUGCUGGAGCCGCAGCCCGUGGAGAUCCCGGCACGAAGGACGGUGCUCAUCAAAACCAUCGAGACCCGGGACGGGCAGGUGAG
Messenger RNA from Corapipo altera (White-ruffed manakin), 1142 nucleotides. RefSeq names its product peripherin-like. Gene Ontology annotation, cellular component: type III intermediate filament; axon; plasma membrane. The transcript has 8 exons. The annotation marks the transcript as partial. The record is from RefSeq and is a predicted model, not a curated record. Lineage: Eukaryota; Metazoa; Chordata; Aves; Passeriformes; Pipridae.